GCCGUGGUCAUCGUCGCCUUUACCAUCGUUGCUGUUAUUGUUGUUGCCGUUAUUAUCGUAGUUCACAUGUAUGUAAUCGGAAGAAAUUGCGGAUCUCAAAGGCAGUAAACGAACGCCAGCUUUGGAUUACAGUGAUAUAAACAUCUCCAAUGAUUAUCAUACAAGAUGACUAAAAGGAAACCUUCCAAGAUGACGACGUUUGUCCUUGCGGUUUUGUGGACAAUGGUGGGCACCAGUGCGUACAGAAAUGUACAACCGGAAACCGGAACAUUCCGGCGAGACAGUGUAGAAGCUACUCCCUCGCAUGGGAUGGAGAAAACAGCGGCAUACACCGGGGAGGAAGUUUUCGGAACGAAAUCACUGCCUUUGAGGAGUGCUGUUGAAAGUACUCCAGCAUUGUUGGUUGACGAUCAUGUGCCGCUCAGAGAUGCCGUGGAGUUUCGGAUUAUCGACAUGAAUAAUGCUAUCGAAGAUGUCGUGAGCGAUGUGAAGACAGUAGUCACUGUGCAAAAGCAAGAAUUCAAUUCCGGUGAAAGAAAUAACUAUCGAGCGCCGUCAAAUCCAUUCUUUCAUAACCGAUACGCAGCGUACUCAUUUCCUACCCAGUAUGAUACUGAAAAUCCACAGCCAUUUCGAUUUGGUUCUCCGUACCAGCAGCUGGUAGACAUAAGUACCUUGGAUAGAUUGCCCGUAGUGGAGUACAAUCAGCUCAAACAGGGUCGUGCGGAUUACAAAGUUGUUUGCCACAUGACCAAUUGGGCUUUUUAUAGACAGAAUAAAGCUCAGUUUGUGCCGGAGCAUAUUGAUAAUCGAUUGUGUACGCACAUUGUAUACUCGUUUGCAACACUGGAUCCUGCAACUCUACGUUUGAAGGAAUUCGAUCCUUGGGCGGAUAUUGACAAUAAUAUGUAUCGACGCGCUAUUCAAGCUGGUGGGUCUAGUGUACCGGUUCUGUUAGCUAUUGGCGGAUGGACGGAUUCAGUUGGUGACAAAUAUUCUUCGAUGGUCGGCUCACCACAAAAUCGCAAAAACUUCAUCCAAAAUGCUGUGUACUUUCUUAGAACUCACGGAUUUUCUGGGAUACAUUUCGACUGGAAUUAUCCAGUUUGCUGGCAGAGCGAUUGUUCCAAGGGACCGUCAAGCGAUAAACCGAAUCUUACUCAAUUUAUUAUGGAAUUGCAGAGGGAAUUCUCACGUGAAGGCCUGCUGGUUAGUAUGAGUGUGUCUGGGUAUAAAGAAGUUAUCACUGUCGCUUAUGAUAUCGCCAAACUGUCGAGUAUUGUGGAGUUCAUAACUGUCAUGUCCUAUGAUUAUCACGGCUCAUGGGAGACACAAACUGGCCAUGUUAGUCCUCUGUAUGGGAGCUCUGGAGACGUAUAUCCACAGUACAAUGUCGACUACACAAUGCAGCUGUUAGUAAAAAUGGGUGCACAGAAGGACAAAUUGAUUAUGGGUGUUCCUUUGUAUGGUCAGAGCUUCACCUUAACACGUAGUAGAGACCAGAAUGAGGCAGCUGGAUUUGGGACUGCGUCGUCAGGACCGGGCAACGCUGGUGAAUACACUAAGCAGCCAGGCAUGUUGGCAUACUUCGAAAUAUGUCAAAGAGUACGUAAACAGAAGUGGAAAGUUGGUAGAGAUUCAGAACGCAGAACUGGCCCCUUUGCUACCUAUAAAAAUCAAUGGGUUGGAUACGACGAUCCGAUCUCAGUAGCAUCCAAAGCAAAUUAUGUGGUGAAGGGCGGAUACGGGGGCGUAUCUGUUUGGACAAUAGAUCUUGACGACUUCCAGAACAGCUGCUGUGAAGAAAGAUAUCCUGUGUUGAGUGCUAUCAAUCGAGUCCUUGGUCGACUUAGCACUCCACAACCGACUUUGAUUGAUUGUACACCACCACCAAUACCCGUGACUCCUCCACCGGUUGAAAUGACAGUUGCCGUGGACAGUGGAGGAGGAGCUCCUACAACAUCUGCCACUACAUGGCCAUCUUGGCAAGAACCUUCUACUACUAGAAAACCUAGCAGCACCACUACUACUACCACUACUACAACAACUGAGAGACCGACUACAACAACACGCAGAACCACCACCCGAAGCACCACCACUCCAACAACUACAAGAAGAACUACAACCACCACUACGUUUGCUCCUCCAACGACAGUUGGAACAACAAUCCCAGCUCCAGGAUUAGUUCAACCAGAACUUUCCGAGGGAGAACCGUGCGAACCGAACCAGUACAAAGCGCAUCCACACAGUUGCAACUCAUACUACCGAUGUGUUUAUGGAGAGUUACGGCAGCAGUUUUGCGCCGGUGGUCUCCACUGGAACGAAGCAGCCAUGCUGUGCGAUUGGCCUUCGUCAGCAAAAUGCACUAGAGACCAAACAAUUGCAAUACAACCGCAAUUCACAACAACCACAGGUGCUCCCACGACAACACGUCGUAGAACUACCAGGCCUACCACGAGUGCUACGAGAUGGACAACAACACGACCGCAUACAACAUUCACACCACCGACGAGAAAACCAUCCCCCACCAAUACGCGGCCAACGAAAAAACCUACUACGAAAAAGCCUCUGCAGAAACCAAACGAAAAAUGCAUCAAUGGUGAAUAUUACCCCCAUAAAAGUUGCGACAGUUUCUACAUUUGUGUCAACGAGAAAAAGAUAUCACAGCAAUGUGGUCCCGGUUUGUUCUGGAAUCAGGAGGAGAAGAGCUGUGAUUGGGAGGACAAUGUUAACUGUGUCAGUCGGUGGAAAUACUACAAACUGCUUGCGAAGUUCAGCGAAUCAGCAUCAUCGAAAGUUCUUUCUGAAAAUGAUCCUUGCGAUGGUCAAACGCACGUACCAUAUCCAGGCGACUGCACACAAUAUUUGAUAUGCAACUGGGGGCGGCUGGAGGCGGCAAGUUGCGCCAAUGGAUUGCAUUGGAAUCAGGAGCGAAUGAAUUGCGACUGGCCCAUUAACGCUAAAUGCACUCAAAAUCCUACGGGGGAGAGCACCGAGAAUAGUUCGGAAGAGGAUGGUGAAUCUUUACAGGAAAUCGAUCAGGACAUUGACCGACCGCGACCAUCUGUUAAACCUACCACUACAACGACAACUACUACUACAACCACGACCGAGAUGCCUGUACUGGAACCGUUUUCCGGUUACUACAAAAUGGUUUGUUAUUUCACCAAUUGGGCAUGGUAUCGUAAAGGUUAUGGAAAGUACACUCCGGAUCACAUCAGAACAGAUCUGUGUACGCAUAUAGUAUAUGGAUUUGCGGUUUUGGAUUACUCGUCAUUAACUAUCAAGACGCAUGACUCAUGGGCCGAUAUUGAUAAUAAGUUUUAUUCGAGAGUCGUUGCCGCCAAAGAGAAAGGCGUAAAGGUAACGUUAGCUAUCGGUGGAUGGAACGACUCUGCGGGGGAUAAGUACAGUCGGCUGGUCAGAAGUGCAUCUGCACGGGCAAGGUUUAUCGAGCACGUCGUCGUAUUCCUCGAGAAAUACGGCUUCGACGGUUUGGAUCUUGAUUGGGAGUAUCCGGUCUGUUGGCAGGUGGACUGCAAGAAAGGAUUCGCUGAUGAAAAGGAGGGAUUUACCAGCUUGGUGCGCGAACUUUCCGAAGCCUUCAAACCCAGAGGAUGGCUACUGUCGGCCGCCGUGUCGCCUAGUAAGACUGUGAUUGAUGCUGGCUAUGAUGUGCCGCAACUGGCAAAGUACUUCGAUUGGAUUGCUGUUAUGACCUACGAUUUCCACGGUCAGUGGGAUAAGAAAACUGGACACGUUGCUCCGCUCUAUCAUCAUCCCCUUGAUGAAAUUGAUUUCUUUAAUUCGAACUAUUCCAUUAACUACUGGAUAGAACAAGGAGCACCUGCAAGAAAGAUCGUCAUGGGAAUGCCACUCUACGGACAAUCGUUUGGAUUGGCUGAUACGAAAAAGAACGGAUUGAACUCGAAAGCUCCCGGCCCAGGACAAGCUGGAGAGUUUACGCGAGCAGCUGGUUUUCUAGCUUAUUACGAGAUCUGCGACCGCAUCCAAAACAAAGGAUGGACGGUUGUACAAGAUGACUUGAAACGAAUGGGACCUUACGCUUACAAUGCCAAUCAAUGGGUCUCAUUUGAUGACAAGGAGUCUUUGCUCAGAAAAGUGAGCUUCAUUCGAGCAAUGAACCUUGGUGGUGGUAUGAUUUGGGCACUAGACUUGGAUGACUUCAAAAAUCGUUGCGGACAAGGACACCAUCCAUUAUUGACUGCAAUCAGAGAGGGACUUCGAGAUCCUCCGACCAAUCAUGAAGAGAUGCCACCAGUUGUUUCCGAAUCUGACAACCAAGAGCCUCAAAGCACUGCAAGGCCAAAUAUGGUACAAGCUAAUAGUGACUCGGGUCAUGAACAUCAUCACGAAUCAACACAUUCAUUUGAUCAGGACGAGAAAGCAGCGGAUUUGGAUUAUGACUAUAAAGUUGUUUGCUACUUUACCAAUUGGGCUUGGUAUCGACAGGGAAAUGGAAAAUAUGUUCCGGAAGAUAUUGAUCCAGACUUGUGCACGCAUAUUGUGUACGGCUUCGCAGUACUAGAUCGUGACAAUCUCGUUAUUAAACCUCACGACUCCUGGGCCGAUAUUGACAAUCGGUUCUACGAGCGCGUCGUAGAGUGGAAAAAGAAAGGCAAAAAGGUUACGGUAGCUAUUGGAGGAUGGAACGACUCGGCGGGAGAUAAAUACAGUCGAUUGGUUCGGAAUCCAGCGGCAAGAAGAAAUUUCAUAGCUAAUGUUGUAGCGUUUAUCGAGAAAUAUGGAUUCGAUGGUUUGGAUCUAGAUUGGGAAUAUCCCGUAUGCUGGCAAGUUGAUUGUACGAAAGGUUAUGCGGAUGAGAAGGAAGACUUUGCCAGUUUGGUAGUAGAACUGUCGAAAAAGUUCAAGCCUAGGGGGUUACUUCUCUCCUCUGCUGUGUCACCUAGCAAAAAAGUUAUCGAUGCAGGCUACGAGGUUGCCACACUUUCUGAUUAUAUGGACUGGGUGGCUGUGAUGGCUUAUGAUUAUCAUGGUCAGUGGGAUAAGCAAACUGGACAUGUUGCACCAAUGUACGAGCAUCCGGAUGACUUCGAUAAAACUUUCAAUGCUAACUUUACAAUUCAUUAUUGGAUACAACAAGGAGCUGAUCCUCGCAAAUUGGUAAUGGGAAUGCCAAUGUAUGGGCAGUCGUUUUCUCUUGCAGAUAGAAAUCAACACGAUCUUAACGCAAAGACUUAUGGCGGUGGAGAAGCUGGAGAGUAUACUAGAGCAAGAGGAUUUCUUUCAUACUAUGAGAUAUGUGACAAAAUAAUAAACAAAAAGUGGACGGUGGUGCGUGACCGCAAAGGUCGAAUGGGUCCGUAUGCGUACAAAGGCGAUCAGUGGGUGUCGUUUGAUGAUCAGUUCAUGGUUCGGCAUAAAAGCGAAUACGUUCAAGCAAUGGGCCUUGGCGGUGCAAUGAUUUGGGCUCUCGAUCUCGAUGAUUUCCGCAACUCCUGCGGUUGUGAGGAGUAUACUUUAUUGCGAACCAUCAACAGAGUGUUGAGAAAUUAUCCUGGACCUGGUCCUAAAUGUGUUCUCAAAUCUGAAUCGCAACCGACGCAAGCAACAAUGGUACCAGUAAGCUCAACUCGGAAGCCGACCACAACGGCUACCGAGCGCAUAACUACCACAGCUGCUUCGAGAAGACCAACAACUUCCAAGCAAAGAACUUCAAUGAAACCAACUUACACAACUACUACUGAAGCUUCAGAUUAUGAUGAAACGUGGAACGAAGUGAAUAAUCAGCAAAUGUGUACAGACGGACAACUUUUUGUACCACACGCAAGUGACUGCGAAAAAUAUUACAUUUGUCAGUACGGUAAACUAUAUGAGCAACGUUGUCCUGGAGGGCUGUACUGGAGUGGUGAUCAUUGUGACUGGCCACAAAACACCAAAUGUCAAAGCCAGCAACCGCGACCCUCGUCUACCACGAACCGCCCCAGCUAUUCGACAACGCAGCGAUCUACAACACCUUCAAUAUGGACAACGACUACCGAAGCGCCAAAACGAACGACGCCGCGCACAACUACAGUUUGGUGGUCUCCGGAAACGACAACUACGAAACGACCCACCAGACCGCCUGCGGAAUUCGAACUAACCGGCAGUAACGACUACAAAGUGGUGUGUUACUUCACAAACUGGGCCUGGUACCGGCAAGGGGAUGGAAAGUAUACACCGGAUGAUAUCGAUGAUAACUUGUGUACCCACAUCGUUUACGGGUUUGCCGUCUUGGAUAGAGAAACUAUGACCAUCAAAACGCAUGAUUCAUGGGCCGAUAUUGAUAACCGAUUCUAUGAAAGGGUGGUUGAGCAUAAGCGUAACGGGAUAAAAGUAACGCUCGCACUAGGUGGAUGGAAUGACUCCUUAGGAGACAAAUACAGUAAGCUAGUUAGGAACCCGUCGUCCCGGGCAAGGUUUGUGAAACAAGCGGUAGAGUUUAUAGAGAAAUACGACUUCGAUGGACUGGAUUUGGACUGGGAAUAUCCGGUUUGCUGGCAGGUUGACUGUAAGAAAGGUUUUCCCGAUGAAAAAGAAGGAUUUGCGGAUUUAGUGAAAGAAUUGGCAGUUGAGUUUCGACCAAGGAAAUGGCUUCUGUCGGCAGCUGUAUCUCCUAGUAAAAUGGUCAUAGACGCCGGCUAUGACGUGCCUGUUUUGGCUGAAUAUUUCGAUUGGAUUGCCGUCAUGACUUAUGACUUUCAUGGAAACUGGGAUAAGCAGACUGGCCACGUGGCUCCACUGUAUUACUAUCCAGGUGAUACGUACGACUAUUUCAACGCAAACUUCUCUAUUAAUUAUUGGAUUGAAAAUGGGGCUCCAUCGCGGAAGUUGGUGAUGGGUAUGCCCUUGUAUGGUCAAUCAUUCUCUCUAGCAGAUUCUUCCCGAAACGGUUUGAACGAGAAAUCGUAUGGACCAGGUGAGGCAGGUGAAUUCACUCGUGCCGGCGGUUUCCUUGCCUUUUACGAAAUAUGCGAAAAGGUCAAUUUCGCUCGAUGGUCAGUGCAGCGUGAUGACGAAGGAAGAAUUGGUCCGUAUGCGUAUCACGGAAACCAGUGGGUCUCCUAUGAUGAUGUUGAGGAGAUCCGAAGGAAAACCCAGUAUCUGAAACAAAUGAAUCUCGGAGGUGGAAUGAUCUGGGCUUUAGAUUUGGACGAUUUCAGAGGUCGCUGUGGAUGCGGCAGACAUCCGUUACUCAGAACCAUGAAUCAAGAGCUCGGCCGGAUUACUACAAAACGACCGGAAAACUGUACUUAAUUUAAUGCUAUGGUUUAUCCCGUUUAGAAAAGCUACCAUACUAAUCAACGAAAAGAACUGAUUUAAAUAAAGUUAUAA
Molecule: messenger RNA, 7356 nt
Organism: Wyeomyia smithii (pitcher-plant mosquito)
Lineage: Eukaryota; Metazoa; Arthropoda; Insecta; Diptera; Culicidae
Product: probable chitinase 10
Exons: 10
Coding region: 166-7278 (2370 amino acids)
Biological process (GO): carbohydrate metabolic process; chitin catabolic process
Cellular component (GO): extracellular region
Molecular function (GO): chitinase activity; chitin binding
Source: RefSeq, a predicted model, not a curated record